GUGUUUUUGGCUGUGGCACUCUGCAACAACCUUCCCAACAACCUCUGAUAUUUGUAACGCAUUGAAUGCUCGGUUAAGAGCAAGGUGUAGCAUGACCCCUUUGAUGCCAGCAUCAGACCCUUCGAAUUCACAUGGUGUUCCAAUGGUUGUCCUGAAAGCUCAGCUCACUUGUUUGGUUGCAAACUAUGAUGAGAGAAAGCAAGGCACCAUCUUGACUAGAGAUCUAUUGGCCCUCAUUGAUCAGUAUGAACAAGAAAACCAGGUCACACUAUUGACCCAAGAACAACGAAUAGCCAUCCAACCUUUUACCCUGGCCAACCCUGACCUGGAUAUGUCGCCAGAAGACAUCAUGAACCUCGUCAAGUUGGUCUCGCCAAAUAAUAGUAACCAGGAUACCCCGCAUACCUCUAAUAUCCCUAGCCCCUCUAUACGUCCACGGACCUCUGCACCACUUCGUCAUAUCAAACCAUUAACACAGAGGCUCCGAACUUCAAGGUCACCUUCCUUGGAUGAGCCAUUCGAUAUAGAUACCAAGUCGUGGAACGAUGUUUCUCGAAAUCAUAGUCUGCCAUCACCCACAGAUGAUAAUAUGUCCAUAUCCGCUUGGUCGGCUUCCGACCUUGAACAAGAGAUGAUGGAUGAUGCUGAAGUCGAACAGAUGUCUCUCUACUAUCAAAAAACCUUACUGCUCACGAAGCGACUGAAAGAAUCAGAGCGCAGUUUGGCUAGUAUGACACAUGAAAAUGAAUCACGCAUCGCACAACUACAAACGUUUGUAGAUGAUAUGAACAACAAUAUCAACAACCAGAAGAAAGAAAUUUUAGAAUUUAAAGGCAAAGAGAAGAAUAGUUUGGAUCAGAUCAGUGCGCUUGAAGCGCAUAUUGCACAAAUACAAUCUUCUCAAUCUGAUCAUAAGCAAGUAUAUGUCUCGUUGAAGCAAUUAGUCGACGAGAAAUGUGGAGAAACUCAGAAGUUACAGGAUGCUCUAAGGAGCAAAGAAACGCUUUUGGAACAAACAGAAGAGACAUUUUCACAUAUGAAUAAGGAGUUCCGCCAAUUGAUGGAUGAGCGCGAUCGAUUAGUGGAAAUGCAAUUCCAGCUUGAGCAAGAGCUCAUUAUGUCACAAUCUGCUCAUAUGAAGCUAGAAGAGCAAAGGUGUGAAAACGAACGACUCAAGCAAGUGAUUGAUGAACUAAGUUAUGAUUUAGACGAGGCCAGAAAUAGUCGACAUCAGCGGUCAUGGUCUCGAUCCGAUAUGGCGGAUAACAUCAAGGACUUGCAAUCCGAACUAGCAAUGCAUUACAAUACCAUACAGAACCCUUUUCAAGGAGACAACGAUGAGUUCGUGAAUAUGGUGAAAGAGCAGCAGGAUGCUACGGAACGGCUGCGAACCGUCGAAAAUGAAAAGGACUUUUAUAAAGCUCAGGCAAAUGAUGCUAUGCAGGACUUAGACAAGGUUAAAAGCGAGCUCGACAGCCUUCGGAAGGCACUACAACGGGAAAACAAAUUUCUGGUCACUGAACUUGCUGAUCUGCGAUCAAAGGCUCCAACUACACCACCCCCGCCAUCCGAUAAGGAUUUCGACGGGCACAGCGCAACCUCUACUGGUUCAGACAUGAAUUCCCUGCGACCAGGUGUUCGACAGCGUCGAGCGGAGAGGGUUCGAAGAUCUCGGCUGGUGUACGACCUAAACGAUCCAAACGCUCAACCUUUGCUAUUGCUGAAUCAGCAAGCGUCAUUAAAUUCUCAAUCACAAUCACCACCAUCCCAAACGAUAGUUCGAAAGAGCUCCAUGCCAGACAAGGCUCAAGUACUGCAACUGAUGCGAAAAUCAGACGAUCGCAUAGUAGCCAACACCAUUACAUUUGCACUAUAUACCCUUGUAGUAUAUGCAUUUGGUAUUGUAACAUCAACGUUUUUGAUAGAAACUAGCAGCCAAACGAUAUGGAAUGUUGGUAAUACGGCGGGCAAGAAUAAGGUGCUCGAAGUGUUACUGUAUUGGCUAGAAAAACUCUUAUCCGAAUAAACUAAUUCAUCUGCAUUACAUCGAACAAGAUAUGAGUAAAUUUGCCCUGGGGCGAGAGGAUGGACGCAGGUGAAGGAUUGGGAUGUGACCCAGCCAGCCAGCAUUAGCAGGUCGUGGGAAAGCUACAUUAUUUUUAAAUUUUCACUUU
Umbelopsis ramanniana AG is the source of this 2174-nucleotide messenger RNA. RefSeq lists its product as uncharacterized. NCBI's taxonomy places the organism in Eukaryota, Fungi, Mucoromycota, Umbelopsidomycetes, Umbelopsidales, Umbelopsidaceae. The coding region runs from base 92 to 2026 and encodes 644 amino acids. The transcript has 10 exons. The record is from RefSeq and is a predicted model, not a curated record.